AUGCUGCCCAAGGAUGACAAGAAGAAGAAAGAUGCUGGAAAGUCAGCCAAGAAAGACAAACACCUCCGUGAACAAGUCCAGGGGAAGGCCGAAAAGAAGAAGCUGUCCAAAGGCAAAGUUUGGGACAAGCUCAAUAACCUAGUCUUGUUUGACAAAGCAGCUUAUGAUAAAUUCUGUAAGGAAGUUCCCAAAUAUAAGCUUAUAACCUCAGAGAGACUGAAGAUUCGCUGCUCCUUGGCCAGGGCAGCCCUUCAGGAGCUCCUUAGUAAAGAACUUAUUAAACUAGUUUCAAAGCACAGAGCUCAAGUAAUUUACACCAGAAACACCAAAGGUGGGGAUGCCCCAGCUGUUGGAGAAGAUGCAUGAACAACAGGUCUGACUGGCUGUACAUUUUGAAAAAUAAACCUUUAUUAA
Molecule: messenger RNA, 414 nt
Organism: Myotis davidii
Lineage: Eukaryota; Metazoa; Chordata; Mammalia; Chiroptera; Vespertilionidae
Product: 40S ribosomal protein S25
Exons: 1
Coding region: 1-366 (121 amino acids)
Cellular component (GO): cytosolic small ribosomal subunit
Molecular function (GO): structural constituent of ribosome
Source: RefSeq, a predicted model, not a curated record